Messenger RNA from Daldinia decipiens, 3106 nucleotides. RefSeq lists its product as uncharacterized. The record is from RefSeq and is a predicted model, not a curated record. The transcript has 3 exons. The coding region runs from base 497 to 2464 and encodes 655 amino acids. Gene Ontology annotation, cellular component: cell cortex. Gene Ontology annotation, molecular function: GTPase activator activity. Gene Ontology annotation, biological process: activation of GTPase activity; regulation of fungal-type cell wall organization; signal transduction. Lineage: Eukaryota; Fungi; Ascomycota; Sordariomycetes; Xylariales; Hypoxylaceae.
GGGAAAUCGACCAUCUCGAGCAUAGUAUUACGCAAGCAGAGCAGAAAGCUAACUCCGCUAAAUGAUCAGUGUGAGACCUAUUUUGCUGACCUUGCGAAAGGAGGCAUACAUGCAUACACACAUACAUACAAGUAAGAGAGUGGUACCUUACGAGCUUCUGCAUUUGAACUUCUUUAUUUACAUAUAUGUAUUCGACCGACGACAGUAACCCGUGUGGAUCCUCGCCCGUAAUCUAAAGCUCAUCCUAAAGGCAAAAAAGAGCCCUUGUCGGCUUGGGGUGUUUCCAGUUGUGUCGGUGACGACAGGCUUGCUCCUUAUUAGAGGUUUCGUCCGUUCAUGUGAACCAAACUUUUGAAGCCAUCCUUCGAAUCCCCACCUUACCGCUAUUCCCGAUUGUCACCUCUUUAUCGUGAGCAAUAAAUAUAUGUGGCCGACGCCUUGCGCCUUUGGAGGGAAAGAAUAUUGAAUCUGUGGAUGACGGCAGGUCAACACUACAAUGGAGUCACAAUCUAUCGCGCCCGACUGUAUUACACUUAGUAAUACGAUUAUCACAGCUAACACUAUACUAAAUGGAUUCGUGCGCGAGGUACGAGAGGCGCGAUCCGAUGUAGAUGGAGUAUCGCGCGAGUUGCACUCGCUGCAAAGUGUCUUAGACCUUCUAAACGAGGAUGCUGGUUUAUUCCCUCCCGAGUUGGCAGAACGAAUUCCUGCUGUCCUCGAACAUUGCUCUAAACUGGUCAACGAACUAGACACGAGCAUAUCCAGCCUUAACAGCAAUGAGCUAUCGCGGCAAGAUAAAAGAUCACAGUGGCUGGCUACUGGGAGACAAGAAGUUGCAAGAUUCCGAACUGCUUUAGAGGCACAUAAAGCUGUCCUAGGUCUAGCCUUGGAUUUAGCCGGGGCAACCACAAUUCGGGAUGUUACCUCAGACAUAGAGCCUAAUAGGCGAAAUACGAUAGAGAGACACCAGAACAGCGCCGCCGUUAUGGAGGAUGUCUCACGAGUUCUAGUCGAGAUGAACCAAUUACGGAUGCGACUGCCAGGGGAGUUUGGGAAGAACGAGACAGAAUUCAGUCUUUAUGACUAUAUGACCUGUCUGAAGUCAUACGCGGAGAAGAUCAUCAGUGUUAAGGAGAACGAGCAUGAAGUUGAGCAGAGCAUCAAAGAAGUCGACGAAACGACGGACCAGGGUGCAUUUAUGGGCGACCAAAAACUAUUCGGAGCUUACAUCGGAGACAAGCCGGACAGCGCGAUCGAUGUCAGCGUUCCGCCGGCAUCUAAAUCACGCAACAAUGCGCAAGUAUACCCUGAAGAUGAGAAAAUUCCUACUGUUGAAGAAUUGAUGGCCAGCUUCGUGGGCAUUCCCAGCCGACCACCGACUCCGCCGCCAAAGGAUAGCAAGAGACGCGAGCUUGCCCGAAGUCUCAUGGUGUCCCCACUCGAGGCCACUCCGGGUUAUCCGAAUAAUUCUUACGGCGUCGUUGCUGAGGUCGUUGCUCAAGGACCGCCAGCGGAGUCGGCGUCCUGCAUGACGAAAGCCAGGGGGUUUGGGAAAUUUUUUACGCCUUUUAAGCAUUCAAUUUCAGAGGCCAGACCUCAAACACGAUCAACGACUUCGACUGACGCCACGGAUAUGCAACCCGCAACUCCAAUCAUCCAAGCUAGCCUUGUUAGAAGAGGCAGUCAUAGAUUAUCAGUAUCUUUUAGAAAGCUGCCGAUGUGGAGCUCAGAACUGAUCAUGAAUGAGUCCGAAGAUACAACGCCCAGCGCGGUCUUCGGCGUCUCGAUCCAGAAAAGCAUGCAGGUUGCUAAAGGAACCUCUAAGACUCACCACUCGGGCCAUGGAGGGUCAUCGCGAAGAGAUUUCCCUCUGUGUAUGCAAAAGUGCUGCUUCUUUUUGAAGAACGAAGGAGUUGAAGCUCCAGAUAUCUUCGCCGAGCCAGGUGAUAGCUAUAGAGUAGAGAAGUUAAAGGACAUCUUCAGCAGUGGUCCGACAUACGGCGAAGAUGUCAACUGGACCAAUUUUGGCGUAUACGAUGCCGCGGACCUUAUCCUACUCUUCCUGUCGCAACUCCCGAAACCGCUGAUUGCAGAGCAUAUAGCUAAACAGUGGAUCGCACUCUCGAGACAGGCAAUGCUCUCGGGAUCUCAUGGUACCCGGCUUGAUCAAUGUAUUGAUUUCUGGGAGGAAGCACUCGGCGGUCUCCGCGGACCAAGCCGUACUCUGUUCAAGUUGCUUCUUAACUUGUGGGCUGAUAUUGCACAAGCAGAAGAGAAAAACGACAUGACAGCUGAACGACUAGCCAGUGUCCUUAUCAAGCCCCUAAUGCACAUAACUUCUACGAAAUACGAGACUGACUUCAUGCUAUCUCUCGCUUUCCUUAUUCGAAGAAGAGUGGAAUAUACCGAGUUGCUGAGAAAAGACCAAGCAGACGUCAAAAGGAUUAGUAGGGCGGCAUGGUGAUGCAACAACCGAUUAUAUAUCUUGACAUGGGCGUUCCGAGCAUAUCGAAUUUCGCUUUACGGCUCUUUUCCUGAUUUUCAUCACGACCUUUUUCUAACAGUUCGCCUACUCGAUAUUGAAUAUUUCGCAUAGGAAGAUACCCGGCGCAUUUUUUAUACAUGUUAUAUUUCAAGACGCCUUACAAUUUAUUUUGUCUCGUAUUGAAGCAGAGUCUUCGAGACAUCGGCCAAAUUACAUAGGUAAUUAUAAAGAAUAAAGAAUAAAGAAGCUUGAAGGAAUUUUCGGCCGCAGCAGUGGAGAGACGGUGGAGACGCGCCUUGCUUCUAGGCGAAGAAGGGAGGGGGAGGCUGGGAUGAUACGCGAGACCUAAGACAUACAUAUAUGAUAUCAACUAUAUAUAUAUAUAUUUGAGUCGACAAGCAAGCAGGCAAAGAUUUCCCAUCUCGAGUGGAGAAUUAUAUAUAUUUUGUCAAAGGCAAUGCUGUCUUGUGGAUCUGCUGGAUUUCAAACAUGUCUGUUGAUAAUACCAAGCAAGCUACCUAGCUAGCUGUGAGACGGUUCCUCUCAAUUUACCUAGUUUCACGCCAAGUCAUUCAUGGCCAACAUAGAAUACAUACCUAGAAUAAGAUCAAAAUACAUAAG